AUGAGUGUCCCAUGCAGUAAGUUGUAAUCGCAAUACUAAAUUUUAAAGUAACAAUCAAUGUAAGAUACGAUCCAUUCUUCAUUUGGCUAGUUGUUGUAGACUAAAAAAUUCAGGGAAUGUCAUAAGCUGCACUUCCAAAGAAAGAUUUUUGAAGCUUCCCAAAAAAUUUUUGUUUUUUAGAAGAUCUGCCCAUCGCUACGUAUUUCCCUUACCUUACAAAAUGAAGUAAUUUUCAGCGCCUCCACCCCCAAUUCACGGGUUCCGCGUUGUUGCGGCGGGCGAGCGCUUCGCCCGCCUUCAAUGGGGCCACAAGAAGCCGUGGCGGACAUAUCAACCAUAUCACUACGAGAUCGACUGGUGGUCCAGGGAUUUCAAAACGAACUUUCUACCAACCCGGUUGAUCUUACAAUCGCCCACCAGGACCGCGAUCUUAUCAAAUUUGGACACCAAAAGCAAUUAUAGCGCUCGGAUCACAGCGAGAAGCGAAUGUGGAGCCGCUGGGAUUCCAAAUCAACUUAACUUUGCUACUAGAUCGCAAGGUACCACCAAUUUUUUUCUAGUGAGAUGCUGGAAGAUCAUGUUGCGUAAUAUCCCCAUACUUUUUUCAGAGAUCCACUCAGCCAUCACACGGGUAAUGCCUCAUGAAGUCGUUCUAAUAGCGCUCGUUUUGGUCAUCUGGCUCGGAAUUUUGUAUCAUUUCUUCAGGAAGUACGAGAAGAUGACAUUUGUCAGCCCAAAUCGAGCAUUUCAGGAUAAAAAAUACGACAAAGUCAGCGACGUUCAUAGAGACAGGUAGGUAAAUCAUAGCUAAUUUUUGACGCUAAAGUCUGUGUAUUGUAGUAAUAUUGCUUUAGCGACGCUACGGCGAGAUCGCGCAAGGUUUCCGAGCAAUCCAAGAAGAGUAUUUGCCAGUUCAAUCUACUGGAAGACGUGGUCACAAAUUGGAGAACCGAGACACUGUUUCAUAAUAAAAAAAUUGCUCAAUCCGAUGUAACGUCGAGUGUAGAUCAUACGGAUCAGGCGUCUCUGAGCACGGGGACGAAUACGGAGAGGAAACGGUGAGUGUUUCUACUACAGUGGCGGACCUGAUCCAGUGGCAAAAAACAUGCCAUUUUGCAGCCGGGAAGUAUCAAAAAAAUGCGGCAAAAUACCUCCCUCUCCAAGUGAAAAAACUCCGAUUUCAAAAGCACGCCCACUCUUUUUGUGAAGGAAAAGGCGCGCAUUUCAAAACGGAGUUUUUUUAGUUCUAGAGGGAGGCAUUUUGCCACAUUUUUGAUACUUCCUGGAUGCAAAAUGGCAUGUUUUUUGCCACUGGAUCAGGUCCCACACUGUACAUGUUUCCAAAAUUUUUCGAUUUGUUUUAUCUUCCGGCCAAUACAAACUGAAAAAAAAUACUUCAGCCGCAACUCCAACCUCACAGUCUUUGACGAUCCCCAAUGGUCCCAUGAUCAUCAACAAAAGCUGAGUUCGGCGACAGUUCGUCCCUCCAACUCCCUGCCACUCUUUCAAAAACCUCUAACUCUCGACAUCUCCCCAGAAAAGCGAUAUUACACUCCAAUCGAUGAAGAGCUCACUCCGCUGGCCCCGGGGACGUCUCCAGAGGGACGGGAAGACGAUAGCGAGAGUUCGCUGGAGGUUGCCAGGAAAUUGGCCAAGAUCAGUGGAAAUCUGAGGGACACCCUGGAACCGGAAGAACCUAUGAAACGAAAGGUAGGGGUGCUUGUUAUUCGUUAAGAAAUUUUGCGUUUAGAUCAGUGAAGUUUUGUUGGGAAAGGCAACAGUCGACAUUCGAAGAUGCUCGACUCUCUCAGCCUAUGUUAGGCGGCCAAAGGCCACCAAGUUCGCGAUGGUCCGGCGACAAUCGCUCUUUGAUAACCUUAGACGGUAAGUUGAGUAGGGCCGCGUUUCGUCUCAGGAGUAUCGAAUUUACGGCUUGUAUUGUACUUACAAAAACAGCCGAACGGCUAGCCAAAGUGUUUAUAAAUCGGCCAAAAAUCGAACCAAAGGCUUGUGAUAUUUCAGUCCAGCCCGUAGGCUAGUAAUUUUGUAAUCUCAACUACCUACCAAUCCAACAUUUUUCCUAGUCGUCUGAGGUUUGAUGAGCAGACGAGCAGCCAUAAAUUCCCAAAAACGAAACAUUGUUUUGCGCUUCAAUGUCUAUUCAAAUGUUUCCAGAAGCAUGAAAAGGCCGUUCGGCCGACAAAACACAACAACUGCACCGAUGGCACCAGAAAUUCCUUCGGUUCGAAUGAGAGACAGAGGUCUUUUGAAAGUAGGUCAUAAACCCACUUAUUUCUUAAUCAACUAAAAUCUAUUACAGUUUAAAGUCGGUGAAAGCACCUCUUAUUCCUCGUCAAUAUCAGACCCUGUCUCCCGACCCGAUUCGCUCUCCAUCUCCUCAAGAAGUCGACCACAAUUACAAAACCUGCGACUCAGCCAAGUUCAAAACGACUCUACGGAAUCUUAUUUUACGGCCUCGAGCGUGGUAAUCAAUAUUGAGCCGGACGAAGGAGAGAUUACUCCCAAAGCACCCAAUCAGACCUAAUUUUGGGGAUGAAAUUAUGAUGACGAGUCUUUUCACAGCAUGCUGAACUCUUUUACCAGUGACCUCAAUGCCUUUUCGAAUGCAAUAAACUCAAGUUUAAAAUUUGAAAUCUUCUAUGCAAGCUUAAAUUUUAGAAAAUUUUGAGUGUAAAUUUUCGUCAAGACCUCAAAGAAAAGCUCAAAAUUCCCAUCAUUUCAAGAUUUCUUCUCACUCGUGAACAGUCGCUCACAGAACGGGAUUGAUAGUUUCGUCCGAGAACAACGUAAGCACCGAGUGGAAAUCGCAUCCAAUUUUCAGUGAACUCAUCGAUCAGAAUGUUCAAUAAUACAACGGAGGACCCAACAAAGCAGCCGCAGAGCGGAGCCACCACCACGGAAGAUGGAGGGGCCGCGCAAAACAACAACUACACGGAAUCCGACGACCUCGAGAGUCUGCCUGGAGGCGCGAACUAUGGGCCGGCGGCGAACGGACAGGCGUCGAUUUAUACGGUAAGGAGGGGAGUGGAGAAGCGUACUAGGCGGGCCAAAAAGUCUUGACAUGUUUUCGCACCGUGCGGGCGCAUGAAUUCGGCGUUGCGACGAGGUAUCGCGCAAUAAAAAGUUUGCGGGGUGCGAAUGAAGAACGCACUGUGCGUUGUUUACGCUUUUCAAAACAAUCUUUUUGCACUGUGCGGGGUCGCAUUGCACCGUAAAUUUUUCUUGUGGCCGCGCGACAAAUUUCAUGCAGGAUGGCGCACUGCACGUCAAUCCAAAAUAGAAGAAAAAAUUUCCCGCCCUUUUUGGCGAUUCGUUCAAAACGAAAUGUCACUAUCCAAUAAAAAGCAUUUUCUUAUCUUUCUCCUUCCUUUUCGAAAAAAAGCAAUUAUUUCGGGCGAGAAAAAGUGCCGAUGCGACAUUUCGCAUCUCUUUUAAAUCAAUGAAAACGACACGAAGUUUCGAAACGGUUCAGGAAAUGCACAGGAUUGACGUGCACUGUGCAGACAUGCCAAGACUUUUUGGCCCGCCUAGCAUGGGUUCUUGGGUUGAUCACAACGCUUUUCCUUUCAGGGUCUCCGCAGCGACGAGCUGUUCCACGGCCCGAUCCCCAAAGAAGACGUGUCCCCAAUGCUCAAGAAAGACGGAGACUUCACUGUAGGCAUUCUUCAGGCCGCAACGAAACGAGCAGUGGUCGUCUGGCUCAAAUGGCAGAAUGAGGUCAAAUGCUUAGAUUUCCUCAUCAAUGACGAGUUGAAAAGCUGCUCAUUGGAUGGGAAAAACUUCCAGCCAACAAUUAUGAAGACCGUCUUGUAAGGAAAAGAGUUUUGCAAGUCAAUCCAUUUCUUUCUCUCGAAAAGGAAGAAGAAAGAUAAGAAAAUUGGUUUUUAUCGGAUAGUGACAUUUCGUUUUGAACGAAUCACCAAAAAGGGGCGGGAAAAUUUUUCUUCUAUUUUGGAUUGACGUGUUUUGGGGAUAAUUAGUUUAAAGUAAUACCAAAACUUGAUCCCACUUCAGCUUUCAUUUGGGUGGUGUUUCCAUCAACGCCAGCGACCCAACAGCCCCGAGAUUGAUUCGAGGAGUGAAAAGACAGAAGUGGGAACUGGAUGGGAACAGUGUGACAACAGGAAAACAGAUUGGCGAAGGAGCCUUCGGCCAAGUUUUCGUCGGAACGUUGUCUUAUGGUGGGAGGGAAGUUCAAGUUGCCAUCAAAGUUCCUCGAGAAAGUCCGGACAAGGAGAAAGAAAAGGAUAUUGUCAAGGAAGCGAUGAAUGAAGCGAGAAUUCAACGAGAAUAUUAUCAUCAAAACAUUGUCAGACUAUAUGGAGUGGUCCUUAAUACCAAGCCGUUUGCUGUGAGUAAAAAUAUAACAGGUGAACAGUUGGACUAAAAAUUAAUUUCAGAUCGUCUUGGAGUUUGUGGAUGGUGGGAAUCUGGAGUCGUAUUUGAAGAAAACACAGCUUAAAGUCAAUCUGAAACUGACCUAUUGCUUCGAUGUGGCGCUUGGAAUGAAAUAUCUGCAUAAUAUGCAGUGCCUGCAUCGAGAUAUGGCCACUAGAAAUUGUUUGGUCGACCCGAGGUACCCGUGCGUCAAGAUCUCGGACUUUGGACUCUCAGCGAAAGGAAGUUCGAUGGCCAUGGACCGAAGUAAACCAGCGCCGGUUCGUUGGAUGGCGCCGGAAGUGUUGAAGACGGCCAAGUAUGCGACACCAGCCGAUAUUUGGAGCAUGGGGUAGUUGAAUUUUGGAAACUAUUUGGUCGAUUGGAACCUGUUGACUGGCGACCACAAUUUUAUUCAUUUCAGAGUUCUUUUCUGGGAGAUUUACGUGUCCUGUCAGGAAUUGCCCUACAGCAAUAUGGAUUUAAAACAAAUCCAAAGCGAACUUCAGCAUAAUCCCAAUUUCCAUCCUCAUUAUGACACGAACACGACUCCUGCUGAAUUGAAAAAAGUGUUUGAAAAAGUUUGGAAUCAUGAUCCGAAAGCACGACCAUCAGCCGCAGAGAUUACAAUGCAGCUGGCUGGCCACAGUAUGAAGGAACGGUAAGGAAAUUACGAUUACUAUUUGUUACUAGAACUGCAAUCUUAAUAAUAAUACUUGCGGUUGUUACCAAAAAUACUACUAUUACUUCUUACGUGUUAAUAAAAUUACCCCAAAAUAAUUCCGUUAUUAUUUUAGAUAUAACAAUACAAUGCCGAUUUACCAAGAACUGGUUUGUCUAGACGAAGAACGUGCCAAAAAUAAAUCCAUUAACACUUCCGGUAACACUAAUAUUUCCAAUCAUAACACAAGUCAACAAACUGAGAAGGGAAGGAAAACUCCGAAAGCAGGCACUCCAGCCAAGACGAACAAAGUGUCGGGUAGAGAGAAGUCGUUGAAGGAAAGAAUUGAGCAACUUAGCAGAAAGAAAACCAUGAGUAAAAAACCAAGAGGACGGAAAACCAAACGACCACAAUAA
Bursaphelenchus xylophilus (pine wood nematode) is the source of this 5475-nucleotide messenger RNA. Lineage: Eukaryota; Metazoa; Nematoda; Chromadorea; Rhabditida; Aphelenchoididae. The record is from the annotation of a GenBank genome assembly.